AUGGGUUCAGGAUGCCCGUUAGAGAACCAACGGAGGAACAGCCAAUACGGACAAGCAGCGCUGGAGACGGGGCGUCCGCUCCGCGCCCCGCGCUGCCGGCACCGCGCACCCGCGGGGCUCCAGCGCCACCUGCCGCGGCCGCCGCGCAGGACGAGCCCCGAGGGGGCGGGGAGCGGGGGGAUCCCCGGGACCCUCCCCCGUCAUCACAGAGUGAUGGGAGCAGGGAUGGCGGAUCGGGUUGAGCUGGUGUUUGCCGCUUCGAUUGAGUCGCAGAAUGCUGGAAUCACUUCGUCUGUAGCCACCACCGGGGCUGGGGGGGCUCUGGCGAACCGCUGGUCCCGGGCCAACACGUGCGUGGGCUCCUCAGCGGAUCCCCACCCGGCAGCCAGCGAGCAGCGGGGCUCCGGCUGCCGGCGAACAGACGCGGGGAGGGUGCAGGACCCUGCUCCCCCCGCCCGCUCACCGCAGCACGCUGCACGGCUCCUGCAGCGGGCCGUCCCCGGCCAACACGCGUGUGCGCGGCGGCCCCGCGCUGCCGGCUCCCCGCGCCGGGGUCCCGCGGAGGUGCGGCCGCCGCCGCCCGGGGGGCGGGGAUCCGCGCGGGGAGGCUCGCACCGCCCACAGCCGACGGCGCCGCGGCGAGGAGGCGGCCCCGGCCGUGCCCAGGAGGCGGGCGGGCGGCAGGGAGCGCGGCUCAUGGCGGCGGCGGCGGCGGCGGCUGCGGCGCGCUGUCUCCGCGGCGUCCGGCGCCUCCUGCCCGCGGGCGCCCGGCGGGAGAGCUGCGAGCUGGCCCGGCUGGCGGGGCCCGUGUUUGUUGCCCAGCUGCUGGGGCUGUUGAUCAGCGUGGUCAGCUCCAUCUUCUGUGGCCACCUGGGGAAAGCCGAGCUGGAUGCUGUGACGUUGGCUGUGUCCGUGAUCAAUGUGACGGGCAUCUCCAUUGGCUCCGGUUUAGCCUCAGCAUGUGACACCCUGAUGUCCCAGACAUAUGGUGGCAAGAACCUGAAGCAGGUGGGCACCAUCCUGCAGCGAGGGAUCCUCAUCCUGCUGCUGUGCUGCUUCCCUUGCUGGGCACUCUUCAUCAACACCGAGCGCAUCCUCCUCCUCAUCCAGCAGGACCCCGAGGUUGCCAGGUUAACUCAGGUCUAUGUGAUGAUUUUCAUUCCAGCUCUUCCUGCGGCGUUUCUGUACCAGCUGCAGACAAGAUAUUUGCUAAGUCAGGCCAUCAUUCUGCCUCAGGUGUUGACAGGGAUUGCAGCCAACAUCCUCAACGCAGCCAUGAACGCCUUCUUCCUGUAUGGGCUGAAGCUGGGCAUGGUGGGCUCUGCCUGGGCUAACACUGUUUCUCAGUACACACAAGCCAUUCUCCUCUUCCUCUAUGUGUGGUGGAAGAAGAUCCACGUGGAGACCUGGGGAGGUUGGACCAGGGAGUGCCUCUUGGACUGGGGCUCCUUUAUCCAGCUGGCAGUGCCUGGCAUGUUCAUGAUGUGCAUUGAGUGGUGGACCUUUGAGAUUGGGAGCUUUUUGGCAGGGCUGCUCAGUGUGGUGGAGCUGGGUGCACAGUCUGUAAUCUAUGAGCUCUCCUCUGCAGCAUACAUGGUGCCUCUGGGCUUCAGCGUGGCCGUGAGUGUCAGAGUGGGCAACGCCUUGGGCUCAGGGGACGUGGUGCAAGCCAAGACCUCCUGCGUCACUGCGCUGCUAUGUGCAGGUGUUUUUGCUGUGGUGGUUGCAACGUUGCUGGGAAUCCUGAAGGAUGUGGUGGGAUACAUCUUCACCAAUGACAAGGAGAUCACUGUCUUGGUGUCCAAAGUGAUGAUCAUCUUUGCUCCGUUCCACUUGUUUGAUGCCACAGCAGCCACAUGUGGCGGGGUGCUGCGGGGCACGGGGAAGCAGAAGCUGGGCGCCAUCGCCAACGCCGUCGGCUACUACGGCAUCGGGCUGCCCGUCGGCAUCUCCCUCAUGUUUGCAGCCAAGAUGGGGGUGUUGGGUCUCUGGGUGGGGAUGGUCAUUUGCAUCUCUCUGCAAGCCCUUUCCUUCUCCACUUUUGUCCUGCGCAUGGAUUGGAAGAAAGCUGCAGAAGAGGCUCAAGUCCGAGCUGGACUGAAAAAACAGCUGGAAGAUGUGAACUCCAAUGGCACAGCUGCUAACAAAACCUCUGCUGUGGAUUACAUCUCCGUCGACACGGACACUGUGGACACCGUGGACACCGUGGUCCUGCCCCAGAGCAUCGUGGCAGAUGAGAAGCAACCUGACCUGCAGCUGAUGGCACAGGAGGAGCCUGCUGCCCUCCCUACUCCUGCUGCUCUGCCAUGGAGGACGCUCAUCAUCCGCCGUGUCGUGGCUGCUGCUGCUGCCGUGGCUGUCCUGCUGCUGGGGGUACUGCUCCGGCUCCUGGCUGGCAAUGGUUAGAGCCAGUGGCACUGGGGAGCUGUGUGUGGAGCUGAUGUCUCAGGAGGAUGGUGCUGGGAUGAGGACUUUCUCCUUGGUUUCUUGUAGAGAGUCACUUUGCUCGGUUUCUGGGUAACUCGUGAUGUUUUAUCCCACACUCAGUAUUCUUAAAGGGGUGAGGAAGAAAAUGUUGGUCCCUGGGAAGAAAAAGUGCUUGAGAGCUGGUCUCUCUGCACUGCACCAGGGGGGCAGUUGAUGGGCAGGGGUGUAGCCUGGGGCUGGCCAGGGAAGGAGGGAGCAACUUUGUGCUGCUGUCCUGCUUCCAACUCUUUGGGGGCAUGUGUCCAUGUCAUUUGCUAAUUCAUGGCAGAUGCUGUUGCUGCCCCCAGCAUGGUUCCUCACACACCAGUCUGUUCCAGCAUCAUGGCAGGGCACAGCCCUCUCGCUGCCUUGAGGCUCAUUGUGUUGGGAGCUGGCUGCCUGUUGCUGGGGCUUUGGGUGCUGGCUGCUGGCCUUGCUCUCCCUGCUGUGAGACAGGCACAGGGCCUAAAGUAACUCUUCUUUGCACUUUUGUAAGGUGGGAUUUUGAUACAAUAAAGUUUUCUGAGUAAA
This is a messenger RNA of Colius striatus (speckled mousebird), 2997 nucleotides long. RefSeq names its product multidrug and toxin extrusion protein 2. Bases 1 to 2406 code for a protein of 801 amino acids. Gene Ontology annotation, biological process: xenobiotic detoxification by transmembrane export across the plasma membrane. Gene Ontology annotation, cellular component: membrane. The transcript is spliced from 18 exons. Gene Ontology annotation, molecular function: xenobiotic transmembrane transporter activity; antiporter activity. Lineage: Eukaryota; Metazoa; Chordata; Aves; Coliiformes; Coliidae. The record is from RefSeq and is a predicted model, not a curated record.